UUUCUCUUGCACUCCAGUCUUCUGACCAAAAGUCAUGCUAGUGUUAGCUGAAGAAGGUUCUCAGACUGCUGGCGACCUCUUUGACAAGAAUUCACGGCUGUGAGCAGGGUGUUAAUAUUAUCAGAGGGAAGCAUGACAUGGGGGACUUCUGGAGUGUUAAGAAUAUGCAGUCACCACCUGGCUCUUCUACAAAGAUCUUCACAUCAUGGUUUGCCUCUCCAAACAACCAGAUCCUUCUGCUCACUCAGGGAGCGGAAACGUAGAGAGCUGCUAUGGAAGACCCUUUUAGGCCUCUCAGUCAGCGUACCUGUGGUGGUGGGUGCCCAGUAUGCCGUGUCAGACCACAGGCAGAGGAGGAAGAUGAGAAUCGUGAUUGAGGGAUUUGGACGUUUCUUCAGGUCUUUAUCCGUGGGAGUCUUUAUCUCCGUGGAUUACUGGUGGACCACCAACGUGACUCUGCGUGGACUGGAUGAAAACAGCCCAUCCUACCAGCGCCAGAUGUCAGCCUGCCACCAGAGGGCAGCAGAGUACAUGGUGGAAGGAGCCACAAGGAAUGGAGGAAUCUAUAUCAAACUGGGCCAGGGUCUGUGCUCCUUCAACCACCUGCUGCCGCCCGAGUACAUCCGCACGCUGCAGAUCCUGGAGGACAAGGCUCUGAACAGGAAGUACAAAGAGGUGGACGCUCUCUUCCUAGAAGACUUCAACAAAACCCCGGAGCAGCUUUUUAAGUCGUUUGACUAUGAGCCCAUAGCUGCUGCCAGUCUGGCUCAGGUUCACAAGGCAGAGCUGUUCGAUGGUACUCCUGUUGCUGUGAAGGUUCAGUACAUUGACCUCAGGGAUCGAUUUGAUGGAGACAUAAGAACUCUGGAGAUCCUUCUGGACGUCAUCAAAUUCAUGCACCCUAGUUUUGGAUUCCGAUGGGUCCUCAAGGACCUGAAGGGCACUCUGGCUCAAGAGCUGGACUUUGAGAAUGAAGCCAGAAACUCUGAGAGGUGCGCGGAGGAGCUGAAGCAUUUUCAUUUCUUAGUGGUGCCGAAGGUCUUCUGGGAGCAAACGAGCAAGAGGGUGCUAACGGCAGAGUUUUGCAACGGCUGCAAAAUCAACAACGUGGAAGAAAUCAAGCGGCAAGGAAUUAGUCUGAAAGACACGGCAGAUAAACUGAUCAGGACCUUUGCAGAGCAGAUCUUCUACACCGGUUUCAUCCAUGCAGACCCUCAUCCUGGAAAUGUUCUGGUGAGACAAGGUCCAAAUAAACGGGCAGAGUUGGUGCUACUGGACCAUGGCUUGUAUGAAUACCUGAGUGAACAUGACAGAGAGGCUUUGUGUAAGCUGUGGCGGGCCAUUGUCCUGAGAGAUGAUGCAGCAAUGAAGACAUGCUCUGAUGCUCUAGGAGUCAAAGAGUACUUCCUGUUCUGUGAGAUGCUGCUGCAGCGGCCCAUCAACAUGCAGACUUUGGGUCUGUCCAACAUCCUGAGCAGAGAGGAGACCGCCUACAUGCGUGAGAUGGCCCUCAACCGCUUUGAGAGCAUCAUGCAGGUGCUGAAGUUCAUGCCUCGGCCCAUGCUGCUGGUGUUCCGGAACAUCAACACGGUCAGAAGCAUCAACAUCACCCUGGGGGCGCCGGUGGACCGCUACUACGUCAUGGCCAAGAGUGCGGUGCGAGGCUGGGGGAAGAUCCAGGCGGAGAAGAUGGGGGUGCUGCCCAGGCUGCGGAUCUUCAGCUGGUGGAGGACAACAUGGGAGGGCUUUAAGUUUGAAGUUGCUUUAAGAUCAGAGAUGGUGAUCAUGAGCCUGACGCGUCACUUCCUGAAGCUCAUGGAGAUCUUGGGUGUUGCAGCUGUGAAUGCUGACGUGUACGAGUACCUGAGAUGAGAGAGGAGCCGCUCCUAGCACCAGUGGCUGGUGCUGGUGGAGUCCAUGCUGGUUAUGGUGGCAUGCCAUCACAAGCCCCCUCACAAUCAGUCGUAUUUUCAAUCAUCUAAAGUCAGAUUUCUUGUUUAUAUUUAAAAAACCAUUUAAACGUAGCCGUCAGGAACUAUCUGAUCUUAAAAAACUGCUCAGCUGUAAACUGAGUUGUUGUUUGUGUGUAAAUUGAAAAACAAGCCAACAGCGUAAGUGGUCCAGUCGAAGAUGCUCUGUAUGAACUCAUAAGAAGCCUCGGUGGAGGUGAGAGGAACAACCCACUAAUCCAAGUACUUUACAUCAUUUUUAUCAUGAUAAUAAAAUGUUCUACCUCA
Molecule: messenger RNA, 2237 nt
Organism: Nothobranchius furzeri (turquoise killifish)
Lineage: Eukaryota; Metazoa; Chordata; Actinopteri; Cyprinodontiformes; Nothobranchiidae
Gene: adck5
Product: aarF domain containing kinase 5
Source: RefSeq, a predicted model, not a curated record